UGGAUGCAUUCAUAUAUGAUGCAGCUGUCCUGAAUUACAUGGCUCGUAAGGACGAGGGCUGCAAAGUAAUGACCAUUGGCUCUGGCAAAGUGUUCGCUACAACAGGAUAUGGCAUUGCCUUACACAAAAACUCCCAAUGGAAGCGGCCACUAGACCUUGCCCUCCUGCAGCUAGUAGGAGAUGAUGAAAUUGACAUGCUUGAACGACUCUGGCUGUCUGGGAUCUGCCAUAAUGAUAAGAUUGAGGUGAUGAGUUCCAAGUUGGACAUAGACAACAUGGCGGGAGUGUUCUAUAUGCUUCUGGUUGCCAUGGGCCUAAGUCUGCUGGUGUUUGCAUGGGAACAUCUUGUCUAUUGGAAGCUACGCCACUGUUUGGGCCGCUCUGGAGGAAUGGAUUUCCUACUGGCUUUUAGUCGGGGCAUGUACAGCUGCUGCAAUUUUGAGGAUGAAACAGCUCCUGGAGGUUCCCAAAGCACACUUACUCAAUAUCAUCAUGUCUCCAUGGUUCCUCCUCCUCCACCGCCUCAUGUGAUCUCUACAGCUGUUGCCAAUCCCCCAAUCGCUAUGGCACAACAACAACAUCAACAGCAGCAGCAGCAGCAACAAAAGCAACACCACCAGCAGCCACCGGUAUACAAUGCUCUUCUUCCUGGCAACCCUCCUUCAGGUGGACAUUCUGGAAUGGCAUUAGGGCCAUUGAACAGUCCCAUUCUUGGAGCACCCAUGCCUUGCUCUACAUUCCUACCAAGGCAUGAUCGUCGUUUGGCUGUUGUGAAUCGGUGGACACAUCCAAAUGUGGGCCCUGAGAAGCCUGGUGGUGUGAACAGUGGGAAAACAGACUUAACACAAUUCCAAGGCAUGCCCCCUUACUGGGGUGCAGGAAUAAGAGGAGGAGAGGGGGGUCUGAAUGAGUACAAGAGAUACUAUGGGCCAAUUGAUCCAGAAGGCUUAGGGGUCUCUGCUGAACCUCAAAACAUAGGCACCCAAACUCCAAAAACUAAGCACCGGGGGACAAAAUCCUCUGGAAACCCACGGUUACCUACUAAAGGUCAAGCCUCUGGACACUUACCAAUUAACCCUGCUUUGCCACAUCCCUCUCCACCUCUGCAAUCUAUCUGGAGGAGAAGCAGCUUCUCAAAAAGGAAGGGUUCAGGGGGGCCACUCUAUGAAAACAUCCUUCCAUUCGGUAGGAGAGGUGGUGGCAGAUAUGGAAUGAGGGAUGGUGGUGGGAGAAGAGGACGUCGUCCUCCUCCUCUUCCUCUGCCUAUACCUAUGCCCCUCUCUUCUCCAACACAGACUCCACCCUCACCUUCUCCAUAUUUAUGCUACACAUCCACUUCCUCCAGCACCUCCAGCACUUCCAGUUCAUCCUCUUCUUCAGAGUCAGUCUCCCGAUCCAAUUCUCCCUCUUCUUCAUCAUCAUACACAUCAUCACAGAGCUUCAGAUAUCGGGCAGAUGCACGAGAUGCGUAUGAGGACUAUGACACAGAUGAGCUAACGGAGGAGUCAAGCUUGCUUUUGGGGAGGAGAAAAAGUCAUUCCCAGAUAUCUUUUCGAUCCUUGCCUAGCAGUCCUCCAGCACCACCUAUACCACCCCGUAAACCUUGCGGACAGAGGCCGCAGAUUAGAGACAGAGCAGGCAGCCAGAUUGCACAGCUUCAAGAGUGGUGGGCCGCUUGGGGAGAGAAAGAAAAGUGUAGAAGAGCAACUGGAGAUAGAGAUGUUAAGCAGGAGAAACGACAUCAUAAAGAAAUUGAAAGAGAGAGAAAGAGGAGGAAGAAGGGUAGAAAGAAAAAGAAGAGAGAAGAGCGUGAAAAAGAAAGGGAGCGUAAAAGGCGUAAGGUGAAAAAGAAAAAGAAAAAAGAUGAAAAAUCAAGAAGAAGGGAGAGGGAAAAACGAUCUGAACAAGAGGAAGUAGAUAUGGACAGGAAAGAUGUCUUUGAAAAAGGAAUAGCACAGGAAUACUCUUCUUAUCCUGCACUGAGGCGAAGCUCUUUCCGAAAAAAGAGUGAAAGCUCUACAAGGAGUUAUGAGAGGGAUAUUAUCAGAGAUGGAGUAAAGAGAGAUAGGGAUGAUCAAGGUGGAGAAGAUGAAGAAGGCAGUAGAGGAAUGGAAAGGCUUCAGAGAAGCCCAAAAUCACAACGCCACUCCAGGCCAAGGUCCAACAACAAGAAUUUUUCUUGCUCAAACAAAACUUCUUCAACCGUUAAAUUUUGGAGUAGCAGAAACCCAACUUCCGAUUCACCAUCAUCAUUUGUACCCUUGCUUCCCAUAUAUAAAAGACGAAAGUCUGUAGGAGCUGAGAGAAAUGAGCAAGAAAGAGGUGGAGAAAAUCACCCACUUUUGGGAAAAAACAAGAGAGUUAAGCCUUGCUCGAGAGAAGGCCUGUCAUUUCAUGAAUGGGAUUCCAAGGAAGAAGAAGAAAAUGAGGAGUCUGAAGUGGAAAGACAUAGGCCAGAAGAACAGGGGCGACAACGAGAAAGCAGAGGAAUGGACUCUGAAUCCGAAAGGGAUAGAGAAAAAACUGUUGAGAUAUACACAGAUGAUGAAGGUUCCUCAGGAGAGUUUGGUAAGUUUGAGAGAUAUUGGGAAGGUCAUGAAGGAAGGGCAGUUGGAGGAAUUGGAGGAGGGGGAUGGUUCUUUGGCACCUACCCUGCCAGAGAAAGAGGAGGCAGCAUAAACAGUAGAGAUGAUUCAUUUUUGGGGUGGGGUGGUGGAGAAAGUAGCUUGGGUUUCAGAGCAGGAACAGGGUGGGGAUCAGAAGGAUUAGGAUCAAAUCAGUUGCCUCCAACUCCAUUGACUCCCCCACCUCCUCGAAGAUACUGGUCUGUUGAUAAAUUACCAGUGAAGACCGAAAAGAAAUCUAAAAGCAGGUCUCAAGAGAAGAGUCGACUUCACACAUCCUGUUCCUGCCAGUCACCCAAUCACUUUGCCAGCACUCACUCUAAAUGGAAUCGGGUGACUUCUAGGAGUCAGGAGGAGCUACUCCCUCACUGCCAUAGUUUCAGCAGCAGUGUAAGACCCAAACGGCAAUCAUCCAAACCGGAACGGGCUCAGAGCCAGGCAAAAUCUGGAAGCCAAACCAACCUCAGUGCACAAAGACCACAACGCUCAGACUGGUCCCGACAACAGCAGUCCCCUCCUCAGAGUCUACCGCCAUCUUUACCCUCUCCAGUGGUCCCUGCACUCCCAGCCCCACCCUCUUCCUCUCACCAUAUACAUGUACCUCCACCUACCUCCUCUUCAUCAGUGUCCUCCCCUUCGGUUGUCUCAUCUACGCCUGGUGCCCCACAGCCCUCCUCUUUGUCCUCCUCUAGUGCUAAGCUCCAGUACCAGAAACUGCGAUCGGUUCCCCAACCUCAAAGGUAUCAAUCCCCACAUCUUCCCCUUAAAACCAAGAGCCUGUGCUCUCGUCGAGGCUCUGCCCACUUCUCCAGUGUGGAGAGUGAGGUCUGAGGAACAUAAUUAAAUUAGGAACAUCAGCAAGUAGCCCCUAGGGGCUAUCAAAUUACCUGCUCAUGCCACAAACUGUAAACUGUUUAUAGCAGUCGAGUUGGGUUGUUUCGCUGGCACCCAUCUCUUGCACAAAGCUCUAAUGCUCAGAGACAAACCUGGAUUGGGAUCUCACAUAAAUUGUAGCCCUUCCUCUUUACUUGUGUAAGAAUGGAAUACUGCCAUGCUGACAAAUCUUGUUGAUGUUAGCGAGGCUGUUUGUAUGGGAUUGGCUUUGCUUUUCUUACUUCUGGCGGGCUUUAAGGUGGAGUAUCAAUAAUGUGGGUAAAUGUUAUUUUUCUUGGAGUGUUUUGCUGUUCGAUGGCUCUGGAAUGAUUUUUCAAAGGGAGAUUCUGAAGUCAAAAUACAAAGCCUGAACAUCCCACACCCAUCUUUUUUCUCUCUUGCUCUUAAAGCUCUGAAUCAUGAUGUAAUAGUUGUGUAUAUUCAUUCAAAAUAUCUCAAGGGAAGCUCUCACAAUGGAAAGUAGCAAACCGUUUUUCUGUUCUCAGAGAAUUUUUCUUGACCUCCACCUUCCGCAAACUGACAUUUAGCAUUCUGUGUGUUGUUGUCAGUGUUUGUAUUCCUAGCAACAGGGUAAGUUAGCCAUGACUGAUCACAUAUUGGCUUACUGAAGCUGAAUGCCAAACUAAAGUCGAGCUGAUGUACAGUCCUAUUCCGUUGAAACCAUUUCACAGGUCCUCAUGUGUU
Carassius auratus (goldfish) is the source of this 4202-nucleotide messenger RNA. Its product is annotated as serine/arginine repetitive matrix protein 2-like. NCBI's taxonomy places the organism in Eukaryota, Metazoa, Chordata, Actinopteri, Cypriniformes, Cyprinidae. The transcript is spliced from 3 exons. The record is from RefSeq and is a predicted model, not a curated record. The coding region runs from base 39 to 3455 and encodes 1138 amino acids.